This is a messenger RNA of Heterobasidion irregulare TC 32-1, 3344 nucleotides long. RefSeq lists its product as uncharacterized. Gene Ontology annotation, cellular component: nucleus. Gene Ontology annotation, biological process: maturation of 5.8S rRNA; RNA catabolic process. The transcript is spliced from 10 exons. Bases 1 to 3183 code for a protein of 1060 amino acids. NCBI's taxonomy places the organism in Eukaryota, Fungi, Basidiomycota, Agaricomycetes, Russulales, Bondarzewiaceae. Gene Ontology annotation, molecular function: RNA helicase activity; RNA binding; ATP binding. The record is from RefSeq and is a predicted model, not a curated record.
AUGGACGUUGAUGCACCUGCAUCACCAAACCGUGCUGCUACACCCGAGACGAAGAAACGCAAAGCAGAACGCUCGAAUGGCCAUGCACCGUCAUCAAUAGAGAAUGAAGGGGUGGAAGGGUCGGCAACGAAAAAGCGACGUGUGGAGCCAUCAUACCAGCCAGUCGUAGUGGAUGAGUUCGAGACGGAGGCGAAGAGAGAGGUCAUAGCGAGUGCUGGACUAACAGAGUCGGCAGAUGCUGUGGGCUCAAGGCUGGAGUUGAAACAUCAGGUCCGACAUCAGGUCGCUGUCCCUCCAGGAUAUGACUACAUCCCAAUAUCGAAACAUGUGCCACCCGCGAAGCCCGCGCGUGAAUACAAGUUCACGUUGGAUCCUUUCCAACAAGUUUCGAUUUAUGCGAUUCAGCGGAAUGAGAGCGUACUCGUCUCGGCGCAUACCAGUGCGGGAAAGACCGUGGUGGCUGAGUAUGCUAUCGCCCAAGCAUUGCAGAAUAAGCAAAGGGUUAUCUAUACGAGUCCUAUAAAGGCACUCAGUAAUCAAAAGUAUCGAGAGAUGGAGGCUGAGUUUGGUGAUGUCGGGCUGAUGACUGGAGAUGUGACCCGAAAUCCUACAGCAUCAUGCCUAGUAAUGACGACGGAGAUUUUACGUUCCAUGCUCUAUCGUGGCUCCGAGAUCAUGCGAGAGGUCGCAUGGGUCAUCUUCGACGAGAUCCACUACAUGCGCGAUAAGGAGCGUGGCGUCGUUUGGGAAGAGACUAUCAUCCUCCUCCCACACUCUGUGCGCUACGUUUUCCUUUCCGCGACCAUUCCGAACGCGAUGCAGUUCUGCGAGUGGAUUGUCAAAUCUCACGAGCAGCCAUGUCACGUCGUCUACACUGAUUUCCGCCCAACACCGCUGCAACAUUAUCUCUUUCCUGCCGGGGGACAAGGGAUCUACCUCGUGGUGAACGAGAAGGGUGAAUUCAGGGAGGACAACUUCUCCAAGGCUAUGGGUAUGCUACAGGAGAAGAUGGGCGAGGAUCCUGCGGAUUCGAAGAGCGGUGCGGGGAGGAAGGGUAAGUCAAAGAAGGGGGGCGAAAAGAAAGGUGAGUAUGCUGACGUUUCCCACUCAGGUCCGUCGGACAUUUCGAAGAUCAUCAACAUGAUCAUGAAAAAGAACUUCAACCCGGUUAUUGUGUUCGCGUUCAGCAAACGUGAAUGCGAAUCCCUCGCGCUCCAGGUAGCAAAAACAGAGCAUAACACGGCCGAAGAGCAAGACUCAGUCGAGAAAAUCUUCACUAAUGCCAUCGCCGGUCUUUCUCCAGACGACCGCGGGCUGCCACAGAUAGCGAACAUACUUCCUCUGCUAAAACGCGGCAUAGGCAUUCAUCAUGGCGGUCUUCUCCCUAUUCUCAAAGAAGUCAUUGAGAUUCUCUUUCAGGAGGGCCUCAUCAAGGUGCUCUUCGCCACGGAGACAUUCUCCAUCGGUUUGAACAUGCCUGCGAAAACCGUCGUCUUCACCGCCGCGCGGAAAUUCGACGGGCACGAAUUCCGUGACCUAUCCUCUGGCGAGUACAUUCAGAUGUCAGGGCGUGCUGGGCGGAGAGGCUUGGACGACAGGGGAGUGGUUAUCAUGAUGUGCGACGAAAGGUUGGAGCCUACAGCUGCCAAGAACAUGGUCAAGGGCGAAGCGGAUCGCUUGGAUUCAGCGUUCCAUCUAGGGUAUAACAUGGUGCUGAACUUGAUGAAAAUUGAGGUGAUCAGCCCGGAGUACAUGCUCGAGAGGUGUUUCUUCCAAUUUCAGAGCAGUGCCGGCGUGCCGAUCCUCGAAGACCAGUUGAAAAAGGCUGAGGACGAGAAGUCGACGAUGAUCAUUCCCGACGAGGAGCUUGUAGAGGAAUACUACGAGUACCGGCAACAAUUGGACCAGAUGUCGGCUGAUUUCCGAGAUGUCAUCACACAUCCGAACUACAGCCUUCCCCAUCUUAAGCCUGGUCGUCUCGUCAAAAUCAAGUACCAAGAUAUGGAUUUCGGCUGGGGCGUGGUCAUCAACUACCAGAAACGCCUGCCGCCAAAAAACCGACCUACACCCAAAGCCGAGGAAUUGCCUCCACACGAGCAAUAUAUUAUCGAUGUCUUACUCAAUUGCGCUUCAGGGUCGACGGCUCCCACACAGAAAGACCGUCAGAACAUGCUUGCAACGCCAGGAGGUGUACAACCCUGUCUCCCGGGGCAGAAGGGGGAUCCACUUGUCGUGCCCGUGCUGCUAUCUACGUUCAAUGCUAUCAGUCAUCUAAGAAUAUACCUGCCGAAGGAUCUACGACCACUGUCCGCACGAGAGACUGUGUGGAAAAGCGUAUUGGAAGUUCAACGACGGUGUCCGGACGGAAUUAUGCUAUUGGACCCAAUUGAGGACAUGGAAAUCAAGGACGAGAAAUUCAAAGCACUCGUCAAGAAGAUCCAAACUAUGGAGCAAAAGAUGUACGCAAGCCCACUACACAAAGAUCCUCGUCUCCCCGAGCUUUACUCGCAAUACUCGCAGAAACGAGAAGCGCAGGAGCGCAUCCGCGCGCUCAAGAAACGGAUCAACGCGACCAACGAUGUUUUGCAGCUGGAAGAGCUCAAGUCACGGAAGCGCGUGCUCCGGCGGUUAGGAUUUACAAAUGCGGACGACAUCGUCGACAUAAAGGGCCGCGUAGCGUGCGAAAUCAGCACGGGCGACGAGUUGUUACUCACGGAGCUGAUAUUCAAUGGCGUCUUCAACACACUGUCGCCCGAGCACAGUGCGGGGCUACUUAGCUGCUUCGUAUUUGCGGAGAAGAGUACACAGCCAACCAAACUCAAGGAAGAGCUGGCUGCACCCUUGCGUGUAAUGCAAGAAAUUGCGCGACGGAUAGCCAAGGUGUCGAAAGAAUCCAAGCUGCCCGUUGUCGAAGAAGAGUAUGUCUCCUCCUUCAAAGUCGAGCUCAUGGACGCUGUCGUGCAAUGGUGUCGCGGCGCUUCGUUCGCCGACAUAUGCAAGAUGACGGAUCAGUUUGAGGGCAGUCUAAUCCGCGUGUUCCGGCGACUGCAGGAGCUCAUCCGCCAGAUGACUCAGGCAGCCAAAGUCAUCGGAAAUAGUGAGCUGCAGCAGAAGUUUGAAAAGGCAUCGGAGAUGCUCGAACGCCCGAACUCGGUCAUCUUCUGUUCAUCAUUAUAUCUGUAAACUUUUCCGUCACUGUAUCGUUACCUGCUUCUUCUCAUACAACCCUCCGGGCCCAAUCUAUUCCUAUUCACACCACAAUGCUCACCGAUUAUGCUUGAGCGAUGGAAGACCUUAAUUCAUGGUUUUGUACAAUCCAAUCGAUGAAAAGUGAUGUGGGUAUG